This is a messenger RNA of Colletotrichum graminicola M1.001, 201 nucleotides long. RefSeq names its product cytochrome c oxidase-assembly factor COX23. NCBI's taxonomy places the organism in Eukaryota, Fungi, Ascomycota, Sordariomycetes, Glomerellales, Glomerellaceae. The coding region runs from base 1 to 201 and encodes 66 amino acids. The record is from RefSeq and is a predicted model, not a curated record. The transcript has 2 exons.
AUGUCUACCGGCAGCCCGCAAGACCCUGCGACAGGUGCACCGGCAAAGGUCGACGACUCUUACGCCGAGAGCAAGGCCAAGUUCGAAAGCAAAGCCAAGAGCGAGUACUUCGACCCUUGUCAGGAACUCGCCCAGAAGAGCAUCAAGUGCCUGCACCGAAACGGUGGCGACAAAACAAUGUGCGGUGACUACUUUCAGUAA